AUGAAGAACCUCAUCUUGUUAGCGGCCCUUGUGGCAUGCGCCCUCGCCGCCGUCGUCCAAAUCCCUCUCAUGAAAAUCGAGCCAUACAGAAACCGUCUGAUCCGUGAGGGAAGAUGGGUUGAGUACCGUAAGGAGCGUGAGAUCCGUCGAUUCAUGAUGGAUAAGCAACAAGUCGCUGCCGCCGUCGGACAAUACGUUAACGAUUAUGAGGAUGAGGCUUACGUCGGAAACAUCACCAUUGGUACCCCACAACAACAGUUCAAGGUGAUCUUGGAUACUGGAUCAUCCAACUUGUGGAUUCCUGAUAUCACUUGUGGAACAAAGCCAGAGAACUGCUCCGCUGUUCCAACUUGCCAUGGAAUCCUGUGCCAAUUCGAGUGCGACGACCAAGCAUGCUGCGGAGCCGGACCAAACUACACCGACUCUUGUCUCCUCCAGGCGAAAUUCGACGCCUCCAAAUCGACCUCCUAUAAAUCCAACGGAAGAAGCUUCAUCAUCGAGUACGGUACUGGAUCCGCUAGAGGAUUCCUCGGACAGGACACCAUCACUUUCGGAGGAAUCGGAGAGCCACAACUCGCCGUGCCAAACACCAUCUUCGGACAAGCAACCUCUUUGGCUGCCUUCUUCGAGGGUCAACCACUCGACGGAAUCCUUGGACUCGCGUUCAAAUCGAUUGCUGUAGAUCAAAUCACACCUCCAUUCAUCAACGCCAUCAACCAAAACCUUGUCGACCUUCCAGUCUUCACCGUCUUCUUGGAGCAUGAGGGAGAUCAAAACGGAGUGAAAGGAGGAAUCUACACCUACGGAGGUAUUGACACAACAAACUGCGGACCAGUGAUCGCUUAUCAACCAUUGUCCAGUGCCACUUAUUAUCAAUUCAAGAUGAGUGCUAUCGGAUCAGGAAGCUAUCGAUCUUCUAAGGGAUGGCAGGUUAUCUCCGACACCGGAACUUCUUUGAUCGGAGGACCAAAAGCCUUUGUGCAAGGAAUCGCUGACGCCGUCGGAGCCACGUGGAGAGACGACUAUGGAGUGUACAUCAUCCCAUGUAACGCCAAGAUCAACACUGUUGAUAUCACUAUCGGAGCGCAGGUGUACAAUAUUGACUCCUCCAAUACGAUUAUCCCAUUGGGAGAUGGAAGCAGCAAUUGCAUCUUUGCCAUCUUCCCAUUCAGCAGCGGAGGCUUCGGACCAUCAUGGAUUCUCGGAGAUCCAUUCAUCCGUCAGUAUUGUAAUAUCUACGAUGUUGGAACCCAACGUGUCGGAUUUGCCAAGUCACUUCAAUCCAAGUAA
Molecule: messenger RNA, 1290 nt
Organism: Caenorhabditis remanei
Lineage: Eukaryota; Metazoa; Nematoda; Chromadorea; Rhabditida; Rhabditidae
Exons: 3
Coding region: 1-1290 (429 amino acids)
Biological process (GO): cell death; proteolysis
Cellular component (GO): lysosome
Molecular function (GO): aspartic-type endopeptidase activity
Source: RefSeq, a predicted model, not a curated record